Messenger RNA from Colletotrichum spaethianum, 861 nucleotides. RefSeq names its product THO complex subunit mft1. The coding region runs from base 1 to 861 and encodes 286 amino acids. The transcript is spliced from 4 exons. Gene Ontology annotation, cellular component: THO complex part of transcription export complex. Gene Ontology annotation, molecular function: protein binding. NCBI's taxonomy places the organism in Eukaryota, Fungi, Ascomycota, Sordariomycetes, Glomerellales, Glomerellaceae. The record is from RefSeq and is a predicted model, not a curated record. Gene Ontology annotation, biological process: mRNA export from nucleus.
AUGAUCCAAGCUCGAGUUCUAGAGGACAGACGUAUGCUACCACUACCCUAUGAAGAGAAAACUCAAGGCGAGAGUCCUGAUCAUCAGCACAGCAUACGAUCGAUUGCCUGGAACCCUUUGGGAACGCUGGUUGCGACGGGAUCAUCGGACAAAACCCUGCGUGUCUGGAACCCGGAGAAGCCAAAUGUACGUUUUUCGACCGACCUGAAGGGCCAUUUGGCUGCCAUUGAAAAGGUUGCUUUCAACCCAGUCAAGGAUGCCGAGCUGUGCAGUGUCAGCAACGAUGGAGUCGUCAAGUUUUGGGACGUUCGAUCGAAGACCUGCACCAAUGAGAUCAAAGGCUUGGGAGACGCAUUCACUCUCGUAUGGGCACCCGACGGACAAACCCUGGUGGUUGGAAAUAAGGCGGACAACAUCUUUGUACUGUCGCCGACCCGGUCGACACCCAUCGCUUCGCAUCAACAGCCCAGCCAGACAAACCAGAUUGCAUUCUGUUGGAGCGGCGAGAAGAUAUUCCUCACGACCGGGGAGGGCAGAACCCGGAUCUUGACUUAUCCAGACUUCAAACCUGCUUUUCAGUUCAACGUUGAAAAUGAGUCCAAGGAGUUCACUCUCAACGGUCACACUUCAUCUUGCCUAUCAGUCGAGCUGCAGCCAACAGGACGCUAUCUUGCUACCGGUGGUUCUGACUCCAUCAUUUCUCUGUGGGACACGACAGAUUGGAUUUGCCAACGGACGAUUACUAGCAUGAUCGGUCCAAGUUCUGACUGCGGACUAGGUUUCACGUUCGACGGCAACUUCUUGGUAGGAGGCAGCGACGAAGGUGAGCAGAACAGCGUCGUCCUGUGGAGAAGAGAUUGA